GGACACAACAUUGAACUACUUGUUCCAACUCUUUGCUGGUCUCUGCUAGCUCACAGGUAUACAGCAACUAGUCAGAACUGCAAAGGCCACAUGAAAUAUCUUUAAUGGUUAAUUGGGAUCUGUGGAGAAAAACAAUCUUCAAGGAUGUGAGGGUAUGGAAUGCUAAAAGAGAAGGAAGUGCGAACAAAAUCUGACACGAUAGGAAGAAGUGGAAAGGAAUGAAUGGCAGAAAUUGGGAAUCAUCUAUCUGUUCCAAACAUCCAAUGUUCAAAUGAGGACCAGAACCUGAUGGCGAAAGCCUUGUAUGACAACAUACCGGAGUCCCCAGAGGAGCUGGAAUUCCGCAAGGGGGACGUCCUGACAGUCAUCGAGCAGAACACUGGAGGGCUGGAGGGAUGGUGGCUGUGCUCACUCUACGGACGACAAGGCAUCGCGCCAGGCAACCGCUUGAAGCUUCUCAUCGGACCCCUGUUUGAUGGCCAGUCCCCCAGCCAGCAGCCCCAGAUCCAGACCCCCAUGUCCCAGGCAUACCAGCAGCCUGGCUACUCAACGACGCCCAGUCAAAGUCCUGCCUUAAUGGAUUCUCUGUACCAAGUGCCCCCCUCUCAUCAGAACCAACAGGGCAUCUACCAGGUGCCCCCCAGCUAUGCUGCCCAGCCUCAAGAUGUGUACCAAGUGCCUCCCUCAGUACAGAGAGGCCUGAGGGCUGCAGAGGGGCCCUGUAAGGUAGUGACUCCAACUCGUGUGGGGAAUACUUAUGCCUACGAGACUCCCUCACAGUACCAGAAGGACGUCUAUGAUGUUCCCCCAAUACGACCACAAGGGGUGUAUGACAUCCCCCCAGGAAAGCAGAUGGGACCCAUGUUUCCAGGACGCAUGGGCGAACCUCGGACUCAAGGCGUGUACGAUAUCCCACCAGCCGUUCAAGGGGUGUACUCCAUUCCCCCAUCAGCUCUGAAAGAAAAAGAAGGAAACUACGAUUUCCCCCCACCAAUGAAGCUGAAAGCUGAAGGAGUCUAUGAUAUCCCUCCUACUGCCCUUAGUAAAUCUUCUGGACAGUCCAAUUAUGAUUUCCCUCCCAAUUCCGACCUGCUGUCUCACAGCAGUAAUGGGAUUUAUGAUAUUCCACCUGCUCAGAUGCUGGGGAGUCAGCUGGGCUCCCAGAGAGAUGUAUAUGAUAUUCCACGUGGGAUGCAGCCCCCUGGAAAACAAAGGGGCACUAUGGACAGGAUGGCUGGAGAUAGGGGCAAAGGUGUAUAUGACAUCCCCCCUCAGGUCUCCCAAGAAUCCAAAACUUUGCACGACAUGACUGAUGGAAUCAAUCGGUUAUCCAUCUCCAGCACUGGCAGCACAAGGAGCAACAUGUCCACUUCCUCCACCACCUCCAAGGAGUCCUCAAUCUCCAACUCCCCAGUGCCAGAGAAUAAGCUUCUCUUGGACUUGGACACGGCCAUUCAAAGGAAUGCUUGGCUCCAGCGGUCUGUCGAGGUCUCCAUCUUGGGUCUCAUGGGCUACACUUCCCCAAACUGGAGAUCGUAUGACUACAUGGAGAAGCACAUGAAUGAGAUCCGUGCUGCCAUUGACAAGGUGAAGCAGAGCCUCGCUGACUUUCUGAACUUUAGCAAAGGAGCAGUGGCAAACGCUUCCGGACUUUCUGAUCUCACUUUACACAACAAGCUGAAAAAACAACUCCAGAGACUGGAGGACUCCAGCCAGAUCCUGUCACAGACCAGCCGAGCCUUAGACGCCUGCAGCUGGUCUUUAAACAUGCUUGUCACCAACAAGGCCCAAAGCAAGAGCGACGAUCUAGACCGCUUCCUCAUGGUAUCAAGGACAGUCCCAGAUGAUGUCAAACAACUGUCAUCUUCUAUAAGCACGAAUGCUGAGCACCUGUUUAAGAGAGCUCCCAAUGGGUCUUUUUCUAAUGCCAGCAGAGAGGAAAGCAGCCCAACAGACUAUAUAUACAAUAGCCCACAACCACAGAAGGGCCUGCCAAACAUCGAUGAGACACCUAACAGCAAUGGAAGUGAGCAGUGUGUCAAGAGCUGGAUGGAGGAUUAUGACUAUGUUCACUUGCAGGGCAAAGAGGAAUUUGAAAGGCAGCAGAAAGAGCUUUUAGAAAAAGAAAACAUCAUAAAGCAGAACAAGAUACAGCUGGAACAGGAGCAGCUGAAUCAGUUUAAACAACUGGAGAAGGAGGUCAUCAAGCCUGUGGAAAAUGACAUCUCCACGUGGAGCGCGCCUCAGAGCCUCCUUUACACGAAUGGCGGGCUCUGCACAAAGGACAAGCAGCUGCUUUUCUUCUACUCUGAGCAGUGUGAGACACACUUUGUCACCCUGCUGAACGCCAUCGAUGCUUUCUUCAGCUGCAUCAGUGCCGGGCAGCCCCCUCGGAUUUUUGUGGCUCACAGCAAGUUUGUCAUUCUGAGCGCCCACAAACUGGUCUUCAUUGGAGACACGCUGUCAAGGCAAGCAGCCACCCUGGAAAUCAGGAACAAGGUGAUGGACUGCAGCAAUCUCCUGUGCGAAAACCUCAAGACCGUUGUGGCAGCCACCAAAAUGGCCGCCCUUCACUAUCCCAGUACUGCGGCCGUACAGGAAAUGGUGGACCAGGUUACAGGACUUUCCCAUCAGGCUCAGCAGUUUAAAGUACAGCUGGUGCAGAUGGCUUCGUUGUAAGAAGGAGUCAGAUCAAAGAAGUUGAACAUUUUGUUUAAGGGAAGCAACAAGAAGGCUCCCCAUUUCUUUUGUACAUCUGAGCUUGUAUUUUUGUGUAGGUUGUUUUUUACAUUAAGGACUUUCUGAUCUAGGAAGCAAAGAUGUCUUGUAACAUUUUCAGUACACUUUCUUUCAUUUUAAGCACCUUAUUUGUCUUCCAUUUUAUUUGUAGGUUAAUGUGUUUAUCUAUAUGUGCCAUUAUGUUACUGGAAAUAUACUCUUUUAUGUAAAUAA
Molecule: messenger RNA, 2952 nt
Organism: Lepisosteus oculatus (spotted gar)
Lineage: Eukaryota; Metazoa; Chordata; Actinopteri; Semionotiformes; Lepisosteidae
Gene: nedd9
Product: neural precursor cell expressed, developmentally down-regulated 9
Biological process (GO): cell surface receptor protein tyrosine kinase signaling pathway; cell migration
Cellular component (GO): cytoplasm; plasma membrane
Molecular function (GO): protein binding
Source: RefSeq, a predicted model, not a curated record